AUGGCUUCAUCGUCUUCAGUUAUGGAUAAAAACUUGGGGACAUUGUGGGAGGAUUUGGGAAAGGCAAUGGAAGGAGAAGAUGAGAUAGAGAUUGGAUUAGUUGACUGCAGCACAAGUAAUCCCGUGUGUACCAAAGUUGAAAUUGAUUCUUAUCCUACGUUCAAGCUCUUUUAUAAUGGAGAAGAAGUUGCAAAAUACCAAGGGGCAAGGAACGUGGAGUCCCUUAAAACAUUUGUUUUGGAUGAAGUGGAAAAGGCAACUGCAAAAACACAGCUCGACAAUGACAAAGAUUUGUGA
Molecule: messenger RNA, 297 nt
Organism: Ilex paraguariensis (yerba mate)
Lineage: Eukaryota; Viridiplantae; Streptophyta; Magnoliopsida; Aquifoliales; Aquifoliaceae
Source: the annotation of a GenBank genome assembly